GAUGUGGGAGGUGAAAUAGGAGGAGACAGAGAAUGGGGGAGGAAUUUGUGGAAGCAUAGACUGUACAGCAGAGAGGUGCAGGUUUGCAGCGUGGGGCUCUGGUUUGUGAUGUCUCUCCUUGUGUUCUUGUAGUUUGGCGAUCCUUGCCUGGGGCUUCUGAGGAGCAGUACGAGUAGGGGAGAGAAGCCAAAGGGUCGAAAGCAGCAGUGGAAGUCACACGUAGCACAGCCUUUCGUCCAAAGCCUGGAACUGUUUUGCAAAAGCCUCUUGGAACCAUGGCCACUUCUCCCUGCAGCAGCAGUGGGGUCUCCUCUUCGUCUUCUUCUGGCUUCAGCAUUGAUACGGGAUUGGAAAUUAAGACCAAAUCUGUGGAGCAGACUCUGAUCCCUUUGGUGUCUCAGAUAACAACACUUAUUAACCAUAAAGAGAAACCAAAGAAAUCAGAGAAGACUUUGCAGGCAAUCCAAAGGGUAGGCCAUGCUGUUAACCAAGCUGUGGGACGGUUUGUGGCUGUGGGAGAAACGAUUGCCAAUGAAAACCGUGAGCUAAAAGAGGAAAUGGGCUUUGCCUGCAGUGAGGCUAGACGAGCUGGAGAGACUAUUGCACAGUUGACAGACAUGAACAUCAGUGAGCGUCCGGAUCCAGAUGGAUGUACUACCAUUUUCACUGAUAAGAUAGGAGUGGUAAAAGCUGCCAGGCUCUUGCUUUCUUCUGUUACCAAAGUGCUGGUUUUAGCCGACAGGAUUGUCGUUAAACAAAUUAUUGCUUCCAGGAACAAGGUUCUUGCAACAAUGGAGCACCUUGAAAAAGUGAGCAGCUUCCAGGAGUUUGUACAGAUAUUUAGUCAGUUUGGCAUUGAAAUGGUGGAAUUCGCCCAUCUAACAGGAGACAGACAAAAUGACCUAAAGAAUGAGAAGAAGAGGGCAAGUAUGGCAGCAGCAAGAGCAGUACUCGAAAAAUGCACUAUGAUGUUGUUGACAGCCUCCAAGACUUGCCUACGGCACCCUGAUUGUGAAUCUGCCCGUUUUAAUAAAGAAGGUGUCUUCCAAAGAAUGAGACUUGCAUUGGAGCAGGUUGUAGAAAUUGUAACUGAUUCUCGGCCAAACGGGGAAUGUGAAAUAGUUCCAAUUAGUAUAUAUACUGGAAUCAAAGAAUUCAAGAACAAAAUUGAGGGACUUCGAGAUAACCUUUAUUACCUCUCCAAAGAAAAUGUCUCCACUAUGUUAGAAGUCAUUUUAGAGCAUACAGAAGAUUUUACAGACUCUGCUUACACCAGCCAUGAGAACAGAGAGCAUAUUCUGGAACUCUCUAACCAGGCCAAGAAAGAGUUAGAACAGCUCGUUUCAGUGUGGAUGCAAGCUCAAGCACAAAAAACAAAGGAUAUUAUGGAAGAUUUGGAACUGGCUAUUCUGAAGAUGUGUCAGUGUAUUACAGAGCUGAAACGAGAACUUCACAAUGCAGCUACAGUCCUGGCAGCAGACCUGCUAAAACACCACACAGAACACAUGGUCCUAAAAGCUCUAAAGAUUGCUGGUACGGAGGGAAACUUGGAGGCAGUGGCAGAAUAUACCUGCAAGCUAACAGAACAGAAGGAACAACUUGUAGAAACAUGCAGGCUGUUGAGACAUGUUUCAGGCACAGAACCUCUAGAAAUCACUUGCAUUCAUGCAGAAGACACCUUUCAUGUGUCUGGCCCACAGAUUGUGUCUGCAGCAGAAACAUUGGCUCUUCAUCCAACCAGUAAAAUAGCUAAAGAAAACCUGGAUGUUUUUUGUGAAGCCUGGGAGUCCCAACUCAAUGACAUGUCUGUUUUGCUGCGGGAAAUUAAUGAUGUGUUUGAAGGAAGACGAGGAGAAAAGCGUGCCUAUCUUUCACUUCCAAGACCAGGGGCUACUACUACUGGCCUGAUUGACCAAGGGAUCUUCUUGAUAACUUUGAACAUUUUCUAUCAUCAAAGAGGUCUCAAGAAACAUCAAACAAAACACAAUUCAAAUCUGAAAACUUUAAAGCCAGUGAAGCUUGAUGUUGAGGAACAGGGAAAAAUUGCCAAGUUGGGACUAGAAGUGCGCUUGCUUAGUUCAGAUGUGGACUCUGAAGCAGAAAAAUGGGAAGACCAAGAGAAUGAAGUGGUCAGAAAUGGACAAAGUAUGUCCAGCAUGGCCUACACUAUGUACUUAUUUACCAGGGGUGAAGGUUUGCUGAAGACCACACAAGAUUUAUUUCACCAAGCAGAGGUAUUUGCUACAGCUGGAUUAAAGUUUUCCUCAGUUCUUCAUGCAUUUUCAAACCAGCUUGAAGAUGAUGAUAAACCUUUGCUCCUGCUGGAAAUAGAGAAGCUUAUCCCGCUGAGUCAGCAGCUACAGAUAACAGCCAGGACACCCGUACAGGGAAAAACUGCCACUUUCACCAAGGUUGACACAUGUAUUCAGAAGUCAAAAGCUAUGAUGAUUAUAGUAUUGCAAGUCCUUCCAAUCUGCUGGAAGUUACAGAGGAAGUGCAAAACAGGUAAUGGAUGUUUCCAAAGUUCUCCAUCUUGGAGGGAAAACUGUCUUCAAAAUAUUACAAAUGAAGACAGCAUGGAGGGCAGAACUGUAGAAGCAUUUGGAGUUAAAUCAUUGGAACACCAUGUGGCUAAUCUGACAUUUCUAGAGAGCAAGUAGCCAUUUCUAUUUUAACAGAAGUGUAAAUGAAAAGGAUAGUGGAAGCAAAGCAUCAUUAUACUGUAAAGGGCAAGAGCCAGACUAAGGAUGUGAACAUCAGCAUUUUUUUUCCUUCUUCUUUUGUUAUUGGUACCACAAUCAGUCAUUAAGAAUUGUUUGUGUUCCGUUCAGCUCAUUACUGCCGUUAUAUGGAUAUCAUUAUUUGUUAAAAAUGUCUUAAUGAAAACCUUAACCCAAAGAUGCUGCUAUUGUUUGUAUAAUUGUGAUAUGCAGAAACAAACUUUAUGAAAUUGCUGUUACACAAGUUGCUGUCACCAUUUCCAAUACUUACUGGUUGGUUUUUUCAAGUGUAAUGUAUCUGUUUACCUGUAUCAGGACAAUACGUCAUGGUCUAAAAGCACUGGUUGCCCACUCCCUUACAGGCAAGUGCCACUUCUAUAUGCACAACACAGCACACUCCAUUCACAACUUGUUCUGCUGCCACCUGUCAUUCAUUUUAGAGUUUGCUGCUGGAAUCUUUACAUUCAUUGAAGCAGAGAACUAUUUUUGGUUACAUAUAAAAAAGCUUGUGGAUCCCUUGUGAGGUUUUUGCUGCGGGGAGAUGAAGAUGAGGAUGAUGAUUAAAUUGUCAAUCUCUUGUGAAGCUCUUCCUACUUUCAGAUAUGCUGGUCUCAAGAUUAUUUUACUUUUCUUUGUAAGAGUUGAGAUGCAUGUAAAGAAUCAAAACACUCAAAUGUAUCUUUUCCUCAGAAUGUAAACCAUAUUUAAGUUUCAUGAAAAUGUAGUUUUUUACAUUAACAUUUACAAUGUAAGAUUCUAUUUUUAAAAUAAAAUUCUAAUGAAUCUUU
This is a messenger RNA of Xenopus tropicalis (tropical clawed frog), 3508 nucleotides long. It is a transcript of the gene ctnnal1, whose product is annotated as catenin alpha-like 1. The transcript has 20 exons. Gene Ontology annotation, biological process: Rho protein signal transduction; cell adhesion. The record is from RefSeq and is a predicted model, not a curated record. NCBI's taxonomy places the organism in Eukaryota, Metazoa, Chordata, Amphibia, Anura, Pipidae. Gene Ontology annotation, molecular function: actin filament binding; cadherin binding. The coding region runs from base 276 to 2660 and encodes 794 amino acids. Gene Ontology annotation, cellular component: cytoplasm.